Suillus discolor is the source of this 831-nucleotide messenger RNA. RefSeq lists its product as uncharacterized. The record is from RefSeq and is a predicted model, not a curated record. NCBI's taxonomy places the organism in Eukaryota, Fungi, Basidiomycota, Agaricomycetes, Boletales, Suillaceae. Bases 1 to 831 code for a protein of 276 amino acids. The transcript is spliced from 2 exons.
AUGUCUGCUAGCGCACCAGACAAUAUGUCCCCUCUGACCUUGCUUCCAACGAGUGAAGAGAGUGUGGACGCUGGCGCUCUCGAACUGGGUGUCGAGAGCGCCUGGAACCUUGAUGACAUUUCCGUCUCUGGGUUAGAGAGGAGUGAUAGUGUUCGCGCUGAGCCUCCCUCUGGUGAACCAACAGAUCAGACUGGGUCUCAUCUUGCUGGCGCUGUUAUUGAUAGCAGGACCCCAAGUGUCCGUGCUGCCUCCAGUACCCCAUUCUUGGAUAACGGUGGGAACAAAUUAAAAGACUCACCUGAUGAUGGUGAUGGGCUUGGCUCAGUUGCGAUGAGCAUCAGCCCGCCUAUGGUCCAAAGCAGUGAGAAGGAACCCCUCCCUGCUAGGGACACUCAGAUGGGCCUAUCAGACAGCCUUAGGUACCAGUACCGACGUCACGAUGAGUUAGAUAGUGACAGGUUAAAUGAAAUGCCCUCUUGGGCCGAUCUCCCCAUUAACGAUGAUAUUGGGGACGUGCCCGACCUCAAAGUCAGUACCCAGGGCAAUCACGCUCCUUACAGGGCCAGAGAAGCCAAGCUAGCCCCAAAGGCUGUAAAGAUCGAAGGUGGUCAGACCAACAACCUGCAAUAUCAGCGUGCGUCUUCACUACUCCCCGCUGAAAGCUCUGUCAAACGAGCAAUGACCGGAGUGUCCAAACAAGGACAUGACCCGGGUGAACCAGACCCACCUUCAUCUGACAAUGAAAGCGAGCGUUUGUCUACUGAAAGUGAUAAUGAUAAGCCAGCUAGGAAAAGCUCAAAGAAGAUCCCCACCUUAAUGGAUCCCCCUUGA